Humulus lupulus (European hop) is the source of this 1650-nucleotide messenger RNA. RefSeq lists its product as uncharacterized. NCBI's taxonomy places the organism in Eukaryota, Viridiplantae, Streptophyta, Magnoliopsida, Rosales, Cannabaceae. The record is from RefSeq and is a predicted model, not a curated record. The transcript is spliced from 7 exons. Bases 1 to 1650 code for a protein of 549 amino acids.
AUGAGGAAGUUGGAUAUACUUCAAUCUGUGUUGCAUAAGUUCAAUAAAGUGGCGAUUGGAGAUGUGACAAUCAACUACUCAGUUGCUAAGGAGCAAUUUCAGCAGGCUCAUAUUUCCCUUCAACAAAAUCCUCAUUUAGUGGCCCUUAAAGAUAAUGCUCGGACUGCUGGAUUAAGUCUGUCUUUUCACUCCAGGAUUUAUGAAAGCUUUAUUAGGCAGAAGAGCAAAAUUACUUGGCUUCAAUUUGGCGACAAAAAUUCUGCCUACUUCCAUGCGUGUUUGAACACAGAGAAAAAAGCUUCAUGGCCUUUCAUGAAGAAAGAUGUGAAAUCAACAUUGUUUUAUAUCAACUCUAUUAACAGUCCUGGUCCUGAUGGAUUUGGUGCAGGAUUCUAUAAGUUUUUAUGGAAGGACCUUGGGGAUGAGAUUUCAAAUGUUAUUUUGGGAUUCUUUGAUAAAGGUGAGUUGCCUUAUGAUAUAAAUAACAUUACUUUAACUCUGAUUCCUAAGGUGGCGAAUCCUUCUAAGGCAGUGGAUUUUAGACCGAUUGCUUGCUGUUACAAUCGUAGGAAUAUUUCCCAUCAGUGUGUGAUGAAGAUUGAUUUGAGUAAAGCUUAUGAUACUAUUGAUUGGCUAUUCUUAGAGGACCUUUUGAAAGCAUUCUGUUUUCCUAGUAGAUUUAUUCACUGUAUUAUGGAUGGGUUUUCUCAGUUUAGUGAUGCUUCGGGUUUAUCUGUGAAUUUGGCCAAAUCUCAUGUUUAUUUUGGUGGUCUGAUAGCUGAAGAUAAGAAGAAUAUUCUGGACUGUCUUAACAUUGAAGAGGGAUCUAUUCCUUUAAAAUAUCUUAGUAUCCCUCUCCGUCCUACCAAAUGGAAGGCAGGUGAUUGUGGGAUCAUUCUCAAAAAGAUUAAUCUUCGGUUGCAUUCUUGGGCUAGUCGUCAUCUCUCAUUUGCGGGUCAAGCUCAACUCAUUCACUUUGUGUUGCUUGGUAUUAGGUCCUAUUGGAUGAGUAUUUUCCUUCUUCCCCAAAGUGUCACUCUAGAAAUUGAUAGGCUGUGUCGGAAUUUUCUCUGGGGUUCGACAGGUAAUAGAAGUAAACUACAUUUUACAGCUUGGGACCAUGUUUGUUUGUCGAAAAGCUUGGGAGGUAUUGGGUUUAAGGAAGGGCUGAAAUGGAAUAAAGUAUUAUUGGCUAAAUAUGUUUGGGCAAUUUCGUCCAAACAAGAUCUGCUUUGGGUAAAAUGGGUUGAUAAUAUCUACCUCAAAGGUGUGAAUUUUUGGCCGUACAACUUAAUGGCUGGUGUUAGUUGGUAUUGGAGGAAGUUGGUUUAUCUGAAAUCGUUUCUAUCCAGAGAGAUUCUGGAGGCUGCGGCAACAGGCAGGACUCUUCAUUUGAGUAGGUUGUAUUUUCUGCUGCUACAGCAGAGUAAACAACUUAUUCAUAAGAUCGAAGAUUGGCUGGGUGUAGCUAUCUGGUCGUCCAAGUACUGUGAAUGGAUUGUGUGGAUGGCUGGGAGGCCUAAAGCUAUUUCUAGUAACAGAGCUGUUUGUAUGAUUAAGGCUAGUUUAACCGCUAGAUUGUUGGGUAUUGCUAGGAAGAAGCUAGGGACUCUUGAGAAGACUAUUCUUGAUUCUAUGAGUCAUUUGUAA